CGUCUAGAAACCUGCCACAUGACUCGAGGAAAGCAGGAAGUGGUAAAAAGGAGUCACCAGAGUCACCUAUUACUGAAAUCCCGCAUCCAGCACAAAACACUUUGUCAGUACCACCAGCGCUCUAAAAGGAGAGGAAAGGAACCGAAAAAAUGUACUGGAGACUUUUUCAUGUGACAUUAUUUCUUGUCGUCUUCGCAGGAACGACAUACGCGGAAUCUGAAUGUUCCACAAUACUGAUGUGUGACGAGUGCUAUAACGCCAGUAAAGACUGCAGCUGGCUGGAGUGCGGAGAAGCAAAACCCCAGUGUGUGAACGAGACGACCACCAACACCACCAACUGCUUUAAUGCUACUUGUGCAGCCCCAGCACCAACAGGUGUGGCCACGACCCCCGCCUCCCUCCCCACUGCUGAGCCCACUAGCGCUAACAUCACCAACUCUACUGUCGAGCCCACCUCAGAAUCUAUGAACACAACAACAGCACACCCUCCUGCCCCCACCACCCACGACUCCAACACCACAGUCCCCAGCUCUGCAGCCUCCAACGUAACCGUGACGACCGUGGCUCCGUCCCCCUCCAAGUCGUCGACGUUUGACGCGGCCAGCUUCAUCGGGGGCAUCGUGCUGGUGGUGGGCCUGCAGGCGGUCAUCUUCUUCGUCUACAAGUUUUGCAAGUCCAAGGACCGCAACUACCACACCUUGUAACACACACACACACACACAUAAAGAGACGCACACAAACGCGUCCGCUGCGUAGAGGCAUCACACUGGACACACACACACACACGCUCAUGGCCCCUCAUUUUUAGAGUCACAAACACAAACAUACACACACAUAGAUUGCAAAUCCUGACUAUAUAGGCCUAAAUAGAUAAAAGCCAUGUGCAUGUGUGCUCCCUGAUGCACACACUGACUCAUGCAACAUCACCCUCCCAAAUAAUGACAUCCUAAUGAUAUCUGAGACUCCUUCAUGGUCUUGGGCAAAUAAAGACAUAUGCAUGAAUCUUGAAUAUUUACAUAUACACACACACACACACACCCACCCACAUUUUCCAAGACAAAUGCCUUUAUUUUGAACACGUAAGAUGCAAACACAUAAAAAAAAAACCUGAAAGCAAUUAUGUCUCAUCAGCGUUCGAUCACAGACCUGUGUCUGUACUGAGGGUGUGUGUGUGUGUUUGUUUGUUUGUGUGUGUGUAUUAUCCCUGACCUCCAGAGGCCUGCCAAGGGCAAUCUGUUUGGCAGAGCAGAGGCCAAAUCAGCCGGGAGCUGCAAGUGCUUUUUAUUUUUUUUCUCUCCCCUCACCUUUGGAGGUUUUUUGGCGCGUCUACCAUGUCCACUGACAGCUAACUGAAAUAGCCAUGCUGUAAAAUGCCCCGCUCACAUUUACGCCCCCCCCCCCCCCCCCCCCUCCAGUCACCCCAAGCUCCCUUCCCACUCUGUGUUCAUUGCCAUUAAAUAGCGCGGGGGGGGGGUCCCUAGUGUGGCUACGUUUUUGAACUUAACGUGGUCAAUUAGUUGGUAGCACGAUCGUGUUGACGCCACUAGGACAGGCUCCCUCUGCUGCUAAUUUGUAAUUGAUGAAACGUGUGUGUCCUGUGAGGUUCUCGUAUCUCAACGGCCCUCUUUCAAGGCAGAUCAAGUGUCUGCAUCUCUCACAUUAUGAAAGCAGGACUUGGAUAUUUUAAACCAUAAACCGCCCAAUGAUCAUCUAACACACACUUGCAUCUAUCCAUUACUAUUUAGCAGCAAGCAGGUGAGGCAUAGUGUGGGUUUCCAAGAAGCUUAUUGGUUGGUUUGCCAACAGCGUUUGCAGGUGUGCAGUUUAAAUCCGCUAUGCUAAUGUGUGAGGUCAGCUAUUGAGUAAUGCAAUACAAGCCACUGCAAUAACAGGUAAAGACCUCUGUUGGCAGUUGGGCUCAGUAACUUGUGCUUGCAAGAAAAUGGUGAUUUAUCAAGAUCCCACAUCACCACAAUGAGAUAUGUGUUUUCAGAUGGUGUGUUUAGUUUGUUAGAUUUGCCGAUAUAUGUGUGUGCGUGCGUGUCUGUGUGUCCGACGCAGUCGUGGGAUAAAACGUGUGUCUUUUGGGAAGCCAAAAGAGGAAGCCAUGGCAGACGAAGUGCCUUCAGUGUUGACUCAAUCAAGAGGUGUCUGAGACGAAGAGGGGCCGUAGUCUUCCUCCUCACUCAAGAGCUUUGAAUGUGUUAUGAGUGUGACUGCGGAAUCCUGACGUGUGUGUGUGUGUGUAUGGAUUUGAUGUUGAAGGAAAUGGAUGCUCCAGCUGGACUGAUUGCUUUAAUAACUAUAAGUCGUAGUCAGUGAAGAUUUGAUGUUGAUGCUUAAUUGAUUAACUUGUGUGUCAGAGGGGAAAUCAUCUUUGUAUUUCUACUUUGUAAGAAUGACACUUAUGUGUUUUACAGGCCUUUGAGCUUUUUGACUGCUGUCAUGGAUUGAGCAUGCUUGUAAGCGUGAGUGUUUUGGCAGUGAAGAGACCCUUAUUUUGAGACCCUUAUGACUCUAGCCUUAUGUUGACGUGUUUUUUUUUGUUUUGUUUUAAAUUGGCGGGGGUGGAUGGUUGCUGGGACAUUGUGUCGAUCAUGCUCCGACUACUGGCCAUCAUAGCCUGGAGGUCAAGAGACUCCAGGGGUUGACCGUUUGCUCUUCUGCACAAUUCUGUAAAAUGAUCCAAACUCAAAAGUGACAGCAUUUCAGGAAGACGUUUAGUGUAGAGCUAACCAUUUGAAUUGUAGCUAUUACAAAUAAUAUGACUGAAUAAAUGAACCACACCCCAAUCUAAAAGACUGAUGGUAGAAGAGAGGUGGUGAUGCUUAUUUUUUUGUUUGUUUGUUGGUGUUGCGUUUUAUUGGGUUGCUUGUGGUGGCUUGCAGAACAAGGCCUGUAUCUGGCUAGCUCCGCGCUGAGCCUGCUCUGAGCCCAUUGCUAUCUGUUCCAGUUGCGAGUGCAAUCUGGAAAGAUGUUGCGGGAAGAAAACAUAUACAUAUACAUACACAUACACACACAUGCAUAAAGAUGCUCACACACACACACACACACACACACACGAGGGUCCUUCACAUCACAACCUAUCAGACUCCUGUUUAACACCACAAAAAGCUCCCAUCACAAGGCCAUUUUGUUCUGUGGGUGGUGGAGUGAGCCCCAUGCUGACAGUGUGUUCCAGCUUGAAGGAUGGUUCUAGAACUUCACUGAGAUUGUGCUGGGUAAAUAUCUGGGGGCCCCCCUAUGUGUUGAUCUGUCUUGAUGCAUAAGCCCAGUCUGAAGGAUCCUCAUGCUUGCCACAGUCUUUCUACCAGAAAUCAUUGCUUUUAGUUUUCUUUUGCUUUCUUGAUAGUUUGGCAGCAGAAGAGUAGACAUAUUUCUCGCAUUGUGCUCACAUUUGUAGAGAUGUUCUUUUCUUUAUUAUAUAUGUGUGUGUGUGUGUGUGUGUGUCGGGAGGGGGGGGGGGUUUGGUUAUUUGGUUAGCGCAAGUAAUUGAAUAAUUUCCUUGUGGGGGGGGGCUUAGACUUGCACAAAGAAAGCUUGAAUACGCAAUACACAUUUAAAAAGGCAAAAACAGCCAAAAAAUGGAAAAAAAUAAAUAAAAAAAAACGUAAAUGCUGCAGACUCCUUACACCACUCCGUUAACGCUCACUUAGUCAGGUCCAACCAGAGACUGGGAGAGGGACCUGUUUCAUCCCAACCACCUUCACCCACACGCAUCACCUCCCACCUGCUUGCCUCUUAGCCUAAUAUUCACCACUCCACAACUGCUUCACGUGUAUUGCCUUGUACGAUUUCAAUGAGGAAUGCAUGGUGUGUAUUCGCCUGAAUGUUGGUUUUUAGUUGAAGUAAAUCUUUGUUUUGUUUAAUUAGUUGGGUUUGUUUUUGUCUGUUUUGUUUUAAUACAAUAAAUCGUACAUUUGAAAGGGGUGUAUAUUUAAUAUUGCAUAGUUGCCAAAACAGUGCUAGGUUUUUUCCAAAGAUUCAAUAGGAGGCGAGUCUGAAGGAUGCGUAGAAACCAUGUGUUCUCCCCGGCUCUUUAAGGAGAAAAGAACCUCCCACGUCUGCUCUCUGGGCCCUCUCAUUGGCUAAUUGGUGCCUCCCGGUGUCAGGGGACGCCAUCAUUACCGAACAGAAAAUCUCAAAGUUCUACUGGAACCUUCGCCUAAAACAAGUAGACUUCUUUUUUUUUUUUUUUUUGUCCUGAGAGCCUUUUAAAGCAUGCCAAUCCAGUUCUGGAAAAGUGCCUUAACUGAUUUCUGUUUGGAGAGUUAGGCUCUACUAGGCCUGUCUGAAUGCUAGUAAGCCAUAAAGAGAACGGGCCUGCUUUGCCUGGCUCUAAUGGGAUGUUGAAUGAACCCGUUGUGCUUUGCCCGAAGGCGAGCAAUUGGGAUCAGGAAGUGGCCUUGACAGCCCUCUUUGCACCUCUGCCUCAGUGCAGUCACGUGGCAGCCAUGUUGAAGUCAGAGAUGAGAUCAGAAGGUGGCUAGCGUGUCGACACGGGGGAUGCAGAUAGCAACCAUCUUGACUUAGAUAAACUUGAGGUCCAUCAUCUUAUGGAGGUCACUAAAAACCUCAUGCUUGCAAUUUGAUUCUUUGUUUUUAAUCAGAAAUGUGUUUCACUUUGUUGCUUGCCUCUGUCUCUUUUUUUGGCCUACAAAUGAAUAUUGUUACCUUUCUUGCCUUGACUUGAUUGAACAGUCAAAAUAUUCCACAACUAAGCAUUCAUGUGCACACCUUUUCACACACACAGCCACUUGUUCAUACACACUCUCUCACAGUCAUGUGAGUGUGUGGAGAUGAAGUUACAUUGCCAUGAUGCUGCCUUAAGAUUGUGCCACACUGGUGUAAUGUGUGUGUGAUUUUGUUUUUGUUUUUCCUCCCUGAAGUUCUGUUUUGCCUUUUGGUUUAUUUUUGUUUGUCUAGUUUUGCGAUUAGAUUGAAAAUGUUGAAAAUCAAUGAAAUAAAUGUUGUGAGAACGGUUUGUGUGA
Molecule: messenger RNA, 4991 nt
Organism: Alosa sapidissima (American shad)
Lineage: Eukaryota; Metazoa; Chordata; Actinopteri; Clupeiformes; Clupeidae
Gene: cd164
Product: CD164 molecule, sialomucin
Exons: 6
Coding region: 150-704 (184 amino acids)
Cellular component (GO): cytoplasmic vesicle
Source: RefSeq, a predicted model, not a curated record